CCUGCCAGCUUGGGUUUGUGUGUGCAUGUUUUGAAACCCAUUUUUAGGUGCUUUAUUUACACUCACAUCUGCUGAAAACUGAUAUGAGCCAAACAAGCCUGUAGCCACUGCAGUGUCCCCAGGAGUUCGAAGGUUACAGAGACGAAGGUUUACCUCAUGGAGCGGGGGCUGAAUGUUUUUGUUCUCACAGGAGUAUUUGCCAAUGUGGUUUUUGGCCAAUUUCACUACAACUUUGUGAACACAUCCGUGAACUGGACCGACGCUCAGCGCAUGUGCAGGGAUCUCUUCACGGACCUGGCAACCAUUGAAAGUGCAGCUGACGCUGAAGCAGUUUUAAACCCCACUUACGUAGGAAAGGCUUGGAUUGGUCUCCAUGACGACUUGAUAAACAGCUGGAUGUGGUCGUUAAAUGACAGCAGCUUCUAUGGAGAAGGAGAAGACACAUACAGAAAUUGGUUCACUGGUGAGCCGAAUAAUGUGAAUGGUCAAGAGUACUGUGUUGAGCUUGUGAGUAGGAGUCCAUACUUUGGCAGGUGGAAUGACACGUACUGCAGUGAAGAACGGCAGUUUGUCUGCUUCAAUGGUACAUUGAAUGGCACAGCAACGUUUGUCAGGAUUGAAACGUUACGCAAUUGGACAGAAGCUCAGAGGUUCUGCAGAGAGAAUUAUGUAGAUCUGGCCAGCAUUCGAAACCAGACGGAAAAUGAAAUGGUCAGAAGUAUAGCAGACGGAAACUUUGUGUGGAUUGGUCUGCAUCGCCAAAAAAUAUGGUCUGACGGGAGUGACUCACUGUAUCGAAACUGGGACAGAAACCAGCCCGACUCUGGUGAAGAGCAGUGCGUCGCCACAUCGUUUGAGUCGGGACUGUGGUCAGAUGAAAGCUGCUCCAUCCAGCUGCCUUUCGUCUGUUACACAGCAGCUAAUGUCGUAGACUUCAAGCCAAUAAGACAAGAUGAGACCAGUGUCACUCUGCAGUGGAACAAAGUGAACGACGACGUCAGCUUCAUCUUGAAAAUUGAUGUUCACGAGGUGGGCAUCUCAUCUGACAGCACACCAAUAACUGUCACAGUCUUUUUUCCCACUGCAACUGAACACACAUUCAGGCUCUACUCUGUGUUUGAGAACAUCAGAAGCAGUGGAAUCAGCAUCACUGCAGUCACUGCUCCAGGUAAUGUAGAAGACUUGAGGUCAACAGGACAAAGUGAGAGCAGUGUCACUCUGCAGUGGAGCAAAGUGAACAACAACAUCAGCUUCAUCCUCCAUUUUAAUGGUACUGAGACAAACAUCAAAGCACCAGAUGGAGACGGACCAGUAACUCACACAGUCUCUUCUCUCAAUGCUGCAACUGAAUACUCAUUCACUGUCUACUCUGUGUUUGAGAACGUCAGAAGCAGUGGAGUCAACAUCACUGCAGUCACUGCUCCUCCAAGUAUAACUAGCCUUGAAGUAUCAAGAAAAAAUGAGAGCAGUGUCACUCUGCAGUGGAACAAAGUGAACAACAUCAGCUUCAUCCUCCAGUUUAAUGGUACUGAGACAAACAUCACAGCACCAGAUGGAGACGGACCAGUAACUCACACAGUCUCAUCUCUCACUCCUUCAACGAUAUACACAUUCACUGUCUUCUCCGUGUUUGAGAACGUCAGAAGCAGUGGAGUCAACAUCACUGCAGUCACUGCUCCUCCAAGUAUAACGAGCCUUGGAGUAUCAAGACAAAAUGAGAGCAGUGUCACUCUGCAGUGGAACAAAGUGAACAACAACAUCAUCUUCAUCCUCCAGUUUAAUGGUACUGAGACAAACAUCACAGCAGCAGAUGGUGGAGACGGACCAGUAACUCACACAGUCUCUUCUCUCAAUGCCGCAACUGAAUACACAUUCACUGUCGACUCUGUGUUUGGGAACGUCAGAAGCAGUGGAGUCAGCAUCACUGCAGUCACUGCUCCUCCAAGUAUAACGAGCCUUGGAGUAUCAAGAAAAAAUGAGAGCAGUGUCACUCUGCAGUGGAGCAAAGUGAACAACAACAUCAGCUUCAUCCUCCAGUUUAAUGGUACUGAGACAAACAUCACAGCACCAGAUGGAGACGGACCAGUAACUCACACAGUCUCUUCUCUCACUCCGUCAACGAUAUACACAUUCACUGUCUACUCUGUGUUUGAGAACGUCAGAAGCAGUGGAGUCAGCAUCACUGCAGUCACUGAAGGGCCUCAUUUUGUCGUAGGAUUGAAAGUCAGAUUGAGUUCAGACACUGAACUGUCACAAACAGAAAUUCAGGCUCUACUGGAUGAGCUCGUUGAAAGGUAUGGAUCAGCGGCAUCGCAGUUACUGUCUGUGAAGAUCAAGUCUGUUACUUCAAACGACUAGGAGGAGAUGCAUGGAGGGUUUUACACUUUUUUAUACUUGAAAUUGCUUCUUAAUGGAAUUAUAUAACAGAUGAAAUCAUGAAAUAAAUACAUAGCAUCACUUUGCCCACUUUGCCUAUGAAACUGCAACAGUGGCAGGGAUGAUUUUUAAUUAAGAUAUUACCACUUUUCUGUCAUUGCUAAAUCAUUUUCAUUGUAUUGCUCAGGUCUGCCAUCUUGUCAUGUAUUCUAUAUAUUGUUCACACAAGUAAAAACAAACAGGACUGUUUCUUGGAUUUGUAAUUCUAUUUACCAUUUUUACUGUGAUUGUGAUUUUGUCCUGUGGAUUUUGCACUUUUGCUUGGAGGUGGUGAAAUUUGAGACAAGUGAUUCUCGAGCACUCUAUAGAUUCAUUGCAGUGACAUCUGUUGGUUGCUUCUGUGUACUGCAUGUGAGGGGCAGAUUUAACCAGGGUUCAUGACGUCAUGACUGUCACGUGUCUCAUCCUUUCGGCUUUUAUGUCAGUUUUUAAUAAAAAUAAUAUUGUUUUUAAGACAAAUUUGUGUCAUUG
Salarias fasciatus (jewelled blenny) is the source of this 2907-nucleotide messenger RNA. Its product is annotated as receptor-type tyrosine-protein phosphatase H-like. Bases 157 to 2358 code for a protein of 733 amino acids. Gene Ontology annotation, molecular function: protein binding. NCBI's taxonomy places the organism in Eukaryota, Metazoa, Chordata, Actinopteri, Blenniiformes, Blenniidae. The record is from RefSeq and is a predicted model, not a curated record. The transcript is spliced from 14 exons.